This is a messenger RNA of Ixodes scapularis (black-legged tick), 7113 nucleotides long. It is a transcript of the gene Hcf, whose product is annotated as host cell factor 1. The transcript is spliced from 26 exons. The record is from RefSeq and is a predicted model, not a curated record. Gene Ontology annotation, biological process: chromatin remodeling; regulation of DNA-templated transcription. The coding region runs from base 26 to 5980 and encodes 1984 amino acids. Gene Ontology annotation, molecular function: protein binding; transcription coactivator activity. Lineage: Eukaryota; Metazoa; Arthropoda; Arachnida; Ixodida; Ixodidae. Gene Ontology annotation, cellular component: histone methyltransferase complex.
CCCAGCAUUGUGGGUAUGAAUCAAGAUGGCGGCACCCAUAUUGAAGUGGAAGCGGGUGACAAACACAACUGGCCCUGCUCCACGGCCUCGUCACGGCCAUCGAGCAGUCGCUAUCAAAGAUUUAAUGAUAGUAUUCGGCGGCGGCAACGAAGGGAUAGUGGAUGAACUUCACGUCUACAACACAUCGACCAACCAGUGGUUUGUGCCCCCGGUGAAGGGGGACAUCCCCCCUGGCUGCGCCGCAUACGGCUUUGUCUGCGACGGCACCCGUCUGCUGGUGUUUGGGGGCAUGGUGGAGUACGGGAAGUACUCCAACGAGCUGUAUGAGCUACAGGCGAGCCGCUGGGAAUGGAAGCGGCUCAAGCCCAGGCCCCCGAGGGGCAGCCCGGGCCCCCCCUGCCCCCGCCUGGGCCACAGCUUCACCCUCAUCGGCAACAAGGCCUUCCUCUUCGGGGGGCUGGCCAACGACAGCGAUGACCCCAAGAACAACAUCCCCAGAUACCUGAACGACCUGUACACCCUGGAGCUGCGCCCGUUCUCCUCGAGCAUGGCCUGGGACGUGCCACAGGUGUUUGGACAGCCGCCCCCGCCCCGGGAGUCGCACACGGCGGUGGCCUACCAGACGCGGGAGGGGCGCCAGGCACGGCUGAUCGUGUAUGGGGGCAUGAGUGGCUGCCGCCUGGGCGACCUCUGGCAGCUGGACGUGGAGUCGAUGAGCUGGAGCAAGCCCAGCGUGCUGGGUCUGGCCCCGCUGCCCCGCAGCCUGCACUCGGCCACCCUCAUCGGCCAGCGCAUGUUCGUCUUCGGCGGCUGGGUGCCCCUGGUCAUGGACGAGAACAAGGCCUCCACCCACGAGAAGGAGUGGAAGUGCACCAACACCCUGGCCUCCCUCAACCUGGAGACCAUGACCUGGGAGCCCCUGGCCAUGGAGGUGUUCGAGGACGCAGUGCCCAGGGCUCGUGCGGGGCACUGCUCGGUGGCCAUCAACUCUCGCCUCUACAUUUGGAGCGGCCGGGACGGAUAUCGCAAGGCCUGGAACAACCAGGUGUGCUGCAAAGACCUCUGGUACCUGGAGACGGAGAAGCCGCCGCCUCCCACCCGGGUGCAGCUGGUCCGGGCGUCCACCGCCACCCUCGAGGUCUGCUGGGGCUCCGUGCCCACGGCGGACGCGUACCUGCUGCAGCUGCAACGCUACGACGUGCCCCCGACGAGCGCGGUACCCCCAAUGGCGGCGGCACCUCCCACAACGCCGGUGGCGCCGGCGGCACCCGUGACGCCAGUGGCCGCCCCACCCGUGGCACCCGUCCCGGUGACACCCACACGCCCCACACCGGUGGCGGUAAGCCCUGUGGUCACCCCUCGGGUCGUGACACCCAUGGCGGCCGCCCAGCACGUGCUCAGGACUCCGACGGCUGCGCAGGCAAUUCGGGCACCGGCAGUGCAGACCCAGCAGCAUGCGACGCCGCAAACCACCACCAUUCGUGUGCCAGCCUCCUCAGCGGGCUCCCUGGCUGCGGGCCUCAGAGGCACUGUGACCCUGGUGCGCACCCGUUCUCCCGGCGUCGCGGGCCAACAGCAGAUCCGGGUGAUCGCCACGACGCCCACGGGGCAGCAGGUGGUGAAGACCGUCACGGGCACCUUGCCCUCCGGAGUGAGCGGUCUUUUGAGCCGCUCUCCUCGGCCGCCGACGCAGCAGCCCGUGGCAACGGUGGCGGCCGGCGCGGCCGGCGGCCAGCCCAUGUCGGGCAUGGCGGCACUGGCAGCGGCGGCGGCGGCCACCCAGAAGAUGACGACGACCACCUCGGCGGCGACCCCGGCCAGUCCGUCGGCGGGCAUCCGUGUGGUGUCCCCUUCGGUGCUGAGCCAGCAGGGCCUCAAGCUGGGCACCCUCCAGGGCGGGGCUGGGCAGACGGUGCGGCUGGCAGCGCCCGGCACACUGCUCAAGACGGGUGGCAAGCAGAUCAUUACGGUGCACAAGGCGGGGGCCACCCCAGGGGCCUCCUCUCAGCCCCAGAUCGUCACCCUGGUCAAGACCACCCAAGGGGUCACCCUGGCCACGAUGCCCAAGGUGAGCCUGAUUCAAGGCAAGGCUGGCAUGCAGGCACAGCAGAUUCAGGGCAAGGGGAUGAUCCCCCAAGGUGCCACCAUCGUGAAGCUGGUGACCACCCAGGCAGGAGCGGGUGGCAAGCCCCAGGCCACCCUCCUCACCUCCCAGGCCGGUGCGACGGGCCAGCCCACCCUCUUGGGACUCACCUCGGCGGGUGCCGGCGGGGGUAGCCCCAAGGUGAUAACAACGAUCCUGCGCACGCUGCCCUCCAACAUGGUGACGGUGGCCAAGGCGGGCAUGGCUGGGGGAACGGUGAGCGCCAGCGGCACGGCGGGCGGCCCCAAACAGCAGACAAUCGUGAUAGCGGCGCCCAAGGGGGCCCAGGGCGGGGCCAAGCUUCUGGGCCAGGCCCAGGGACUCAAGGGGGCCCAGGCGGGGCAGCAGAUCCUGGUGGUCACCACCCACCCGCAGGGCAAGGCCACCGUCGUCGGCACCGCACCGGCCACCUCGGAGGCCGGCAAGGCCAAGACGGGCACGACAUCUGUGAACGUGCUGCCCAUCUCGGCGGGAGCCCAGCUCAACUCUGUGACCUCUGCCAGCGGGGUCAAGAUGAUUGUGGUCUCGUCUUCGGGACUGACGGGGCAGCAGGCGUUCACCAUCCUCACCACUGCAGCCCCAACACGCACUCAGCUGACGAGCAGCACCUCGCCUAUCACCAUCACAAUGCCAGCGUCCCGUGGCACCAGUGCCCUGACCAUGCCGGCCAAGACCCUUGCCGGGAGCACUAUCCAGCUGCAGGGCACAGGCACGGCCGGCACCCAGCAGAUUGUGGCCCUGCCGGCCCAGGGGCUACUUCCUAGCGGUGCCCAGGCCAUCACCAUCCAGACCAAGCCCGGUGCCAGCCCGUCCCAGAAGGUUCUCACCAUCGUGGGCACCUCAGCCUCCGCCGCCUCCACGCCCACCCUCGCCAGGGUGGCCGGACACCAGGGGGUCACCGUGGUCACCACACAGGCACUGAGCAGCCUGCCCAUCUCUGCGGCCACGUCGAGCGGCAAGGUGAUGCUGAUGACGGCGGCGGGACAGGGCAGCGGUGUCGGCGGCUCCACCACCACGGUUUCCGGAGGGGUGACUUACACCACCAUUCCGGCCUCUGCCCUGAGACUAGUCGAAGCGGCAGCUGCGGAGUCCGCAGAGGCAGCAGAAUCUCGGGCGGAUGAAGCUGCCAAUGCAGCGGCAGUGCUUGAAAGCGACCUGCAGGGCAUGGAAACAGACGCAGACAGUACCACGGACCCAGCCAUGAUGCAGUCGGCACAGGCCCUUCUGGAUACCAUGGUGCCGGUGAAGAUUACAGCUGAAAGCGCGGAGGUCUGCGACGACGGUGUCCACUGCGGCGAGAAUGACGUGUGUGACGACGGAAUGCAUUGUGACCCACAGCCCGCCUGCACAGAUGGAAUCCAUUGUGGUACUCCAGAACCUUGUACUGAUGGUGUACAUUGUGGUACUCCUGAGCCCUGUACAGACGGUGUUCAUUGCGGAACUCCGGAACCCUGUACCGACGGUAUUCACUGCGGUACUCCAGAGCCCUGUAUGGAUGGUAUCCACUGUGGAACUCCUGAACCCUGCACCGAUGGUGUCCAUUGUGGAACUCCAGAACCCUGUACAGAUGGAAUUCACUGCGGUACUCCAGAGCCCUGUAUGGAUGGUAUCCACUGCGGAACUCCUGAACCCUGCACUGAUGGUGUCCACUGCGGUACUCCCGAACCCUGUACAGACGGCCUCCAUUGUGGAACUCCAGAACCCUGCACCGAUGGCAUCCACUGUGGUACUCCAGAACCCUGUACAGAUGGAAUCCACUGUGGAACUCCAGAGCCCUGCACCGACGGUAUCCACUGUGGUACUCCAGAACCUUGUACAGAUGGUAUCCAUUGUGGAACUCCAGAGCCCUGCUCAGAUGGAAUCCACUGUGGUACUCCUGAACCCUGCACUGAUGGCAUCCAUUGUGGUACUCCAGAGCCCUGUACAGAUGGCAUUCAUUGUGGAACUCCAGAACCUUGCACCGACGGUAUCCACUGUGGUACUCCAGAGCCCUGUACAGAUGGUAUCCACUGCGGUACUCCAGAGCCCUGCACCGACGGUAUUCACUGUGGAACUCCAGAGCCCUGUACAGAUGGUAUCCACUGUGGUACUCCAGAGCCUUGUACCGACGGCAUCCACUGUGGCAUCCCCAAGAAAAGUGACUGUACAGACGGCAUCCAUUGCAGCACACCGAAGCGCAGUGGCAUGCUCUCUAGGAAAGCGUCUCACAGCCUGGCUGUGUGCGUGGUGGCAUGCUCAGACGAGGGAGAGGGCACCGGAGAGGGCGGGGAAGAGCAGACGACUUCUGGCGACCAGCAGGGCGAAGGAGAGGGAGGUGAUGCGGGGGGAGGGGGAGGGGAGGAGGCCCCACCCCCGCAGGAAGAGGCGGAGUCUCAGGGAGGAGGAGCCGCCGGGGGCGCGGGGGGAGACGAAGGGGACGACCAGAAGCCGCCACCGAGCGGCGCUGGAGAUGCAGCUGACGAGGCCGCCCAGCCGGAGGGUGAGGAUCAGGAGCAAGAGGAGGAGAAAGAAGAGCAGAAAGACGCAGGGGACACAGAGGCAGGGGAGAAGGUAGGGGAGGGCGGCAAGGCCCUCUCGCUGGAGACCCCCGGGGCCCUGCCCCCUGCCCAGAUGUGCGUGGACGACCCGCCCGCCAGGACCGCCGCCGCACAGGGGGCCAAGGCUGAGGCCGAGGCUGAAGCUGCGCAGGAGGCCACGCCGGAAGAAGCAGCCGCCGCGCCCGUUGAGGCUGCGGCCCCGGAGGAGGAGACCGCUGUUGCACCGGAGCAAGCGGCACCGGUGGAACCGCCUCCUGAGGAGCCCAUGGACACAACGGAGCCACCCGCUGCUGACCUGCCUGCGCCACCAGUCGAGGCGCUCAACGAACCCACGGACCCCCUGUCCACUCUGGCGUCGGCCGCGAUGUCCACCACGAUGCCCGUCACAACGCCGGUGGUCCAGCCGGAACCACCCCCGGUGGCACCGGCACCCAAGAGCGUCGCCCUGCCCGUGCUCAAGCCCGCCGCAUCACCCGCCCCGCCGCAGGUGGCCGCCGCCGCGACCAACGGCGUGGCCAUCAAGACCGAAGACGGCGCGGAAACCAAGCCGGCAAUCCAGGAGGCAGUAGCGAAGCCGUCUCCGGCCAAGCGGGACGGCAUGUGGUUUGACGUGGGCAUCUUCAAGGAGACCUCCUGCCUGGUCUCGCAUUUUUACUUGCCAUCGGAGCAGACGGAACGCAAGGACGACGACGUGGAUGUGGUGUCUGUCCCAGACCACUCGAUGCUGCAGAAGCAGGAGCUGCUGCCAGGCACGGCCUACAAGUUCCGGGUGGCGGCCAUCAAUGCCUGUGGCCGGGGGCCCUGGAGCGAGGUGUCCGCCUUCAAGACUUGCCUGCCGGGCUACCCGGGGGCCCCGUCCGCCAUCAAGAUCAGCAAGGGCCCCGACGGAGCCCACCUGUCCUGGGAGGCACCCCAGGGGAACCCCGGGGACGUGACGGAGUACUCGGUGUACCUGGCGGUGCGCUCUGCCACAACGGGCGACGGGGCGGGCUCGGCCAAGACGGUGACCUCGAACCCGUCCCAGCUGGCCUUUGUGCGCGUCUACUGCGGGCCCCAGGCCGCCUGCACGGUGCCCUCGGCCUCCCUGGCCUCGGCGCACGUCGACAUGACCAGCAAGCCCGCCAUCAUCUUCCGCAUCGCCGCACGCAACGACAAGGGCUACGGGCCGGCCACCCAAGUCCGCUGGCUGCAGGAUGGAAUGACUCCCGCGGGCGGACGCGGCGGUGCUGGAGCUACAAAGAGACCCACCUCAGAAGGGAAAGGGGCAGCCGCCAAGAAGGCCAAAAACGAGGACUCCUGAACACGAACGACGACGACAGAACUGGCAUCGUUUUAACCCUCCAUUUUUUUUUAUCCAGUUGCGCAUUGUUAUUUUUUCGUUGUCGUUUUUUUGUGUCCUCCACGCUGGGAUUUGUUUUUUGGGGAGAAAAUCUCGACAAGCUGCCCUCUCUCCUUCCGAUAGACCCUCUGAGGGUGUGUUGACUGGUCCCCCUUCCUUUCUUGCACGUUUCCUUUCUUCGGUAAAUAGCGUGUCUCUUCCGUUUACCCUUGGUUCCUCUUCGUCCUCUUUGGGCACACCACCACUACAUUUUGCGGCAUAGCACGCGGAUUACCCCGGCAUUCUCUAUAUCUUCAGACUUUUUCAUCCGCUGUACAUAAAAGCUUCGGAUUUUAGCUGCGGCGACGUCCCCUCGGUCCGUCGACGACGACCGGCCGUUGGGUUCACCGGUAGAUUGCAUUCGCGAGCUGGUUCCCUUUUUUCUCCCCCGUCUCCGCUGCCUCCUUCGCGACUACGGAUAUUCAUUUUUGCAGUAGCUGCAGAACCCCCGGCGAUACCCGCACUCGAAACGUAUUUCGGUGAACUUUCUUUUUGUCCUUUUUUUGGGGUCUCUUGUUUUGUUUUGUCUGUCAAUCAUCUCUGCAGCACUUCUUAUCAUAAUUCUGCAGUCAGGCACACAUAGCUUUAACAUUUAGAGUGUGCACUCCCACGUGAGGAGAAGAGGGGAAAAAGUUUGACAACAAUGUUCACCUCAGAACUGUAUAUAGCACUACAUUUUCGUCCCGUUGUUCCUUCCCCUUCGUUAUGUUCCGUUUGUCGUUUUCUUUUUAAUCGCAUUCAUUGGCACCAAAAUUUGACCUGUUGUUCUUUUUGUAUAGCAUGCAACAACGGACAGAAAAAAUAUUUUGAGAGAUCCUUUUUUUUUUGUGUGUUGUACAGUGUUUAGAGCUGAUUUGUCAGAGAUGAUUCAUGCCACAAAGGUGACAGUCCGACUGGGUGUCCCCUACCCCUGUAGGUGCCACCCCACCAGGGUGGCCUUCUGCCCACCAUCUAUUUUUUUUUUAAGUGCAUCAGCAUGUUGCUUGUCUACCUACCCAAAUCAUCACUGUUUUUGUUUUUGUGAGAAAUAAAGCAGUUGUAGACUUUUACAGGAA